Molecule: messenger RNA, 3857 nt
Organism: Diachasmimorpha longicaudata
Lineage: Eukaryota; Metazoa; Arthropoda; Insecta; Hymenoptera; Braconidae
Gene: sud1
Product: prolyl 3-hydroxylase OGFOD1-like
Exons: 2
Coding region: 1703-3475 (590 amino acids)
Biological process (GO): regulation of translational termination; peptidyl-proline hydroxylation
Cellular component (GO): cytoplasm
Molecular function (GO): iron ion binding; peptidyl-proline dioxygenase activity; L-ascorbic acid binding
Source: RefSeq, a predicted model, not a curated record
GGUAAUAACAGGUGACGUGCGGAAUUGUGUGGAGAAAUAAAUUCACAGGUAAGUGACACAAUUAGGAUAAAACACUGGUCCUGGUAUGAGUAUCUGGCAGUUCCGAAAGUCUUUCACAACCUGUCAAUUACAGUACUGAAGAUAGAGCAAAUUUUUUCGUUAAAAAAAAUCAAUAACUCAAAAAAAAAAUGAUCAGGCAAAUUUAUGCAAAUUUGUGCAGCCUUCAGUGACAGUUACAGGCAAGUACAUUGAUUACAAAUCGAUAAGACUCACAGAACGAGUGAAGUUCAACGUUUAAACGUUGUACCAAUCACCGUGAAAUGGUAAAAAAUGAAUCAUCUUUUUCUCCACUUUUUCACACUGAUUUUGUUGAAUAGCUGCUGAUGUGCACCGAAUCGUGGUUUUUCGUAUACUAUUUAACAUGCAGAGGAGUAUUGUUCAGGAGACGAAAUCCCUGGCAUACACCGUAACAAAACGAGGAAUGAGCCAACGGUGUUUUUUAAGGAACCGAGUGGGGAUAAAAGAGUAGUGGUGGCAAACCCAAUUCUUUUCCCAUUCCCCUCAAGUAUUUCCCCCCCAUUUAACCCCGAAAACUACCGAAUCUUCUUCGCAUACAGUUCGAUAAAUUGCACUGAAAAUCCAUUUGCCACAUGCUUAUUGAUGAAUAUUCUACUUACAUUUCAGGUUCUUCCACGUUACGUGAUUUAUUUGCCGCUUUUUUUACGCUUUUGGAUCACUUGACUAGUUGACACGACACUUGACAGUGACAGUACGGAAUUAAUUCACUUGGGGAUGUUUUUUUAAUGAUCGAUUCAAUGACUAUUUGUUAUGACUUGUGAGAUUUACUGCCCAGGGUGUGACCACAACGUUAUUUUACUUCAACCACUCGCACGGUUAGCCGUCACUGAAAUCCGUCAAACGUGGGAAACAAGUCGGCCAUCUUGAUAAAACUGACCACCGCGAGAUUACAAAACGAUAGAAGUGACAUCUCAUGGCCUUUCGGAAUCAAUAUUCACCUGUCAGUGGGUUAUCUACAUUUAUUUUAAUAAUUUAUUAAUAAAUAUAGUAUUUGUUGUGUUAGACCACUGAAUGUUUAGUUGAUUUCUUGUCCCAAGUGUCAUUUUCUGCUGAAAGCUGUUCAGAAAAUUCCCGCACGUAGUAAUUUAUUCGAUACUGUACGCCGAAUAUAUUUGGUGAACUUCACCAGCUAAUUGUUAAAAAAAAUAACUAUCGACCAGUUAUAUCAAUAAACUAAUUACUGGUGAAAUCCUCAAAUGAUUUUUUCCGGGGGAGUAUGCGAAGGGCACCCGGGCGCCUCACUACGGGCCUGCCGGCGACCGACUCAAGAUUCCUAUAACCUAAAAACUAAUGUUUUCAGUGAGAAUCUACCUAAAGUAGAGUGUGAAUCCAUGUCUAAUCUAAUAGACAAUUUAAAAAAAUAUACAGUUGCUUACAAAUUUUUUGACAACUGCUCCAACACGAGAAAGUUACAUUUUUAGUAGAACUAAAGCCUUAGAAAACGAGUCGUCAAAUACACGUGAUAAAUUAGAGAAUUGAGAAGUCAUCAAGACAAAGUUAAUUGCAAUAGCACAUGCUCUAGGAAAACCACGUAGGACUGGCACCUUCUAUAGAAACAACUGUUGAACUUCACCUACGAUCUUCAUUGAUAAAAUAGAUCGGAGAUUUUUAAAAAGAUUCAAGCAUGACCGAAGCUGAACCCAAACGAAAAAAACUAAAGUCUUCCAUCCUGUCCGACACCAUCUCCACCGAAGAUUUCCAAUCCCUCUUCAGGACACACUGGCAGACACCCACCGCCCUAGAAGCCCCCAAUCUCGAGGUCAUCACAAACCCCUUUCGUGUCUGUAAAAUCUCAAACUUCUUGAGUAGCCAGGACUACCUGGGGGAACUGAUUGAUGAGCUAUUGUACCUUGAAACCACGCGACCUGAGACCGACCUCUACAGUUUCGAGCAAACGGAAGACCUCGCAAACGUGGAUACAGGCAAAAUAGCCCAACUCCACGAGUUGUUCAGAAAUGAAUUAAGACAUUGGAUGCAAACAAACACAGGAAUCGAGCUGAACACGAAGAUUUCAAUGUCUUCAACGGCCUACUCAGACACUGAUUAUCUCCUCUGUCACGACGAUCACCUGGGAGACAGAAGAAUAGCCUUCAUUCUCUACCUCUCCAAGGAUUGGGACGCAGAAGACGGAGGAUCCCUUGAUCUCUUCGACACAGAUUCAUGUGGACAACCGAGGAAUAUUAUUCGCUCCCUAGCCCCCGAGUACAACUCAUUAGUCUUCUUCGAGGUAUCUGACAACACUUAUCAUCAAGUGGCAGAGGUAACAUCUCCUGAUAAACGAAGAUUGACCGUAAAUGGUUGGUUCCACGGUCCCGUUGGCCCCGACACUCGUCUUCCAAGACCAGAAAUUGAAACGCCAAAGCUUCACGAGCCUUCAGCAAUCGCAGAGAGCCUCAUCAGUUCCUGGGUGAGGAAAUGUUACCUUGCCGAGAGCAUCAAGACGGGAAUCCAAGAGGAAGUGGAGAAGCAAUCCUUCACGUACCUCACAAAUUUUCUCGAGGAAGAUGUGUACAACAAAAUAUCGGCGGAGAUAAUGAGUGAGAAGAUUAAAUGGAUUAGGAUGGGGCCUCCAGACACGAGGAGCUAUGAAGUAGCUGAUGAGGAGAGUCUCCCAAGCACUUUAAAAAAAAUGUACGAAAUGUUCAAGUCGAUUGAAAUGUUCGGGCUGUUGAAGGAAUACACUGAACUGGAUCUCGUGCCCGAUGGCAAGGAUAUCAGGCCUAAAAUGACAAUUCAAUUGCAGAGAUGGACAAAAGGCUGUUAUACUUUACUUUCUGAUAAAGGAGAUCAAAAUUAUACUGCAAGCGAUGAGCAAGCAGAUAGGAAUGGAACCAACUCCAAGAAUUAUGAAAGAAGUGAGGAAGAUCUUGUGAGAGGGGAAACUCAGCACGAGGAAGUGAAUAAGUUGGGAAAGAAAAAAACUCUAGAGGGAGAAAACGGAAAAUUCCUGGAGGUGAACAACAGAAGAAUAGAGGAGGACCAGCCCAACAGCUCGACAGCUAAUGAUGAUGAGGGAGAAGAAAGAGUACUUUCUCUUGAUUCUGAUGACAUUCAGGGAUCUCACGCUUCAACGAAUGGUGAGGGCAAUGGUGACGAGGAUGAUGAUAUUUAUGAUGAGUCUGGUACUCUCGAUGUUAUCAUGCAGUUCAAUACCAGUGGAGUACCUGAGGAUGCGACUAUUGAUUACGUUGAUCCCAUGGAACCGGAUGGAGCAUUUAUCCAUGUACCUCCGGAGGAUAAUCAUCUUUGUUUGGUUUACAGGACCAGCGACACCAGCAGAGUGCACAAGUACGUUAAUCAUUACUGUGAGGGAUAUUUUUAUAAUCUCGUGUGUAGUUAUCUUGAGAAAGAGAGUAACGUCGUUAUCUCCAGAAAAGAAACAAAAAAUGUAGACUGAACAUUUAUUAAUUGUUUUUCUGGAGAUUGGUAGGUUGUGAAAAUGACAAAUAGGUGAAUAUUUACAUAAAUAUAUAGGAGAAAUUUCAUGCCAAAUGAUUGCAACGCUGUGCUUCACACUUUUCAGAAAUGGAAACGCUCUUUCCAUUUUUUUUAAUUUUCUCGACAGUACCUUUCGUAGACAUAAUUUUUUUGGUUAUUUACAACAUCUUAAUUGUUUUAUUCCAUGUUACGAACAUCGAGGACUGAACUAAUACUCGGAAAAGUGUUAUAGAUGAUAGAGAAUAAAAAAUGUUAGCGGGUCAUAAACAAAAAUCAAAUGAAUACAAUGGUUUUUGCUGUAAAAAAAAUAUGAUAUAUUUUUUAGCGAAUAGCUAUUUUAA